AUGCAUUCUUUCCUCUCGAACUCUGCGGCUCUGCUGCUUGCCGCAGCUAUGCCCUUGGCAUCCGCUCAGACGUAUACUACCUGCAACCCUCUCACCUCCACUUGUCCUUCCGACCCUGGUAUGCCCGCUUCUGUGAUCACCGACUUCAGUGCCGGCGCUUCCGGUGACUGGGACGUCGCAGCUGGCUCAAUCAGCUACAGCGGUAAUGGUGCCGGGUUCACUGUCGCCAAACAGGGUGAUGCCCCCACCAUCCAAACCAAGGAUUACUUCUUCUUCGGUACCGUCGAAGUGACACUGAAGGCCGCUCCUGGUGUUGGUAUUGUCAGCAGUAUCGUUCUAGAAUCCGACGACUUGGACGAGGUCGACUGGGAAGCCCUAGGCGGUGAUACCACCCAGAUCGAGACCAACUACUUUGGCAAGGGCUACACUGGUAGCUACAACCGUGCCACCUAUGUCGGUGUCAGCUCGCCACAAACCACUUUCCACACCUACACUGUCAACUGGCAACGUGACAGCAUCCAGUGGUUGAUAGACGGAAGUGUCGUUCGUACCUUGUCUGCUGCUGAGGCUGGCGACUACUUCCCUCAGACCCCCAUGCGUCUCCGUAUUGGUAUCUGGGCUGGUGGUGACCCCAGCAACGCUCCUGGAACUAUUCAGUGGGCUGGUGGUCAGACGGAUUACUCUGCUGGACCUUACACCAUGUAUUUGAAGUCUGUCAAGAUUACAAACGCCAACCCCGGUGGCUCUUACAGCUACGGCGACAACAGCGGCUCGGCUGGCAGCAUCAAGAUUGACGGGGCCGCUGCUCCCGCCGCCGGCACUACUACCUCUGUUGCUCCUACUUCCACUCACACUUCUGUAGCUUCUGCUUCCUCUUCCACCUCUUCCACCUCUUCCACCCAGACCUCCACCAGCCCAGCCUCCAGCGCCGGCACCACCACGGGCACCACCACGGGCGCCGAGUCCACCACGGGCGCCGAGUCCACCACUGCACCUUCAAGCACUACUGGCUCCACCAAGUCCACUGCUCCAUCGAGCACCUUUUCUUCUAUUUCUUCCAGCAACCCCAGUGCCGUCACCAACCCCAUUUCCGGAAUUACCUCCAGCAACUCGACUCUUCCUGGAAGCAACUCGACCAUUCCUCACACUGGCGGUAACUCCACUACCACUGGCCGCACUGGCACUCCCACUCCUACACCUUUCCCUGCUCCUCCCAGAUCCAACGGUGGCGCUCAAACCAGCAUGACUGGUUCUGUGGUUGCUCUUUACUGCUUCCUCUUCGCCAUUGUUGCAUAUGUCUUGUAA
Talaromyces stipitatus ATCC 10500 is the source of this 1305-nucleotide messenger RNA. RefSeq names its product extracellular cell wall glucanase Crf1/allergen Asp F9. The coding region runs from base 1 to 1305 and encodes 434 amino acids. Gene Ontology annotation, biological process: fungal-type cell wall organization; carbohydrate metabolic process. Gene Ontology annotation, molecular function: glycosyltransferase activity; hydrolase activity, hydrolyzing O-glycosyl compounds. The record is from RefSeq and is a predicted model, not a curated record. The transcript is spliced from 3 exons. NCBI's taxonomy places the organism in Eukaryota, Fungi, Ascomycota, Eurotiomycetes, Eurotiales, Trichocomaceae. Gene Ontology annotation, cellular component: fungal-type cell wall.